Molecule: messenger RNA, 3038 nt
Organism: Lineus longissimus
Lineage: Eukaryota; Metazoa; Nemertea; Pilidiophora; Heteronemertea; Lineidae
Product: cytochrome P450 20A1-like
Exons: 11
Coding region: 77-1492 (471 amino acids)
Cellular component (GO): membrane
Molecular function (GO): monooxygenase activity; oxidoreductase activity, acting on paired donors, with incorporation or reduction of molecular oxygen; heme binding
Source: RefSeq, a predicted model, not a curated record
ACGUCACCGCGGAAUCCUCCUUGCGCAAGUACCAUGUGAAGGUUGCAAUAGAUUUGCGUACAGAACUCUGUAAAAAAUGCUGGAUUUUGCCAUAUUUGCGGUGACAAUUGUAGUUGCACUUAUUGGUCUGGUUGUCUACUUGUAUCCGGGGCGAAGUAAGCCAACUACUGUGCCAGGCCUUGAACCAACUGAUCCCAGCAAGGGAAACUUGGCGGACAUCGCCGCGGCCGGCAGCCUCCAUGAAUUCCUGAUAUUUCUUCACGACAAGUAUGGCUCGAUUGCCUCCUUCUGGAUGGGCAACCAGCUCGUCAUCAGCAUCGCCAAGGUGGAUCUCUUCCAACAGCAGAUGGGACUCUUCGAUAGGCCUCCAUCUCUUUUCAAACUAUUCGAGCCACUCAUCGGACCAAUGUCGAUAGAGUUUGCAAAUAAGGCAGACGGGAGGAUGCGACGUAACACGUAUGAUAAGUGUUACAGUCACAGCGUUAUAAAAUGCUUGUACCCGAUCUUCAACGAGUUUGCGAAUGAGCUGGCGGAUAAGUGGGGGAACCUCGUCGGUGAGGAACACAUUCCGGUCAAAAACUACAUGUUUUCGUUUGCAAUCAAGUCCAUCACCCUGGCCUCCUUUGGUGACUACUUCAAGGAUGAAAAGAAAGUGCAGAAGUUGAAGAUGGCAAAAGAUUUUGUGUGGACAGAAAUGGAGAGACGGCUGACGAGCACGAGUCAAGAUGCUGAAACGCAAAAGCGCUUCGAAGAAAACAAAAAAAUCCUGCUGGAUAUUUGUGAUGAGCUCCUCAAGCACCGCAGAAAGAACCCCCCACUUGGUGAUGAGUAUCUUCUCAUCGACACCUUUCUCGAGGCAGAUAUGUCGGACGAACAGCUCCGAUCCGACGCCAUAACAUACCUGAUCGGAGGAUUCCACACGACGGGAAAUCUUUUGUCGUGGGCUAUUUACUUCCUUGCCUCGCACCCUGACGCCCAAGAGAAGCUUUAUGAAGAAAUCAAGGCAGUCUUGGGAGAUGAUGAUGUUGACAGUGAAAACGCUUCUGCACUCAUUUAUCUUCGCCAAGUGAUAGAUGAAACAAUGAGGUGUGCUGUGCUGGCUCCUUAUGCGGCAAGAUAUGACCCUGAUUCUGAAACCGAACUCGGUGGUCAUGUCAUUCCACCUGGUACGCCUGUGAUCCAAGCUGUUGGUGUUACCUUCCAAGAUGAAGAAGUCUGGCCUAAUCCAAACAAAUUCGACCCCGAUCGAUUCAGCUCUGAAAAUGUUAAAAGUCGCCAUCGCCUUUCGUUCAGUCCGUUUGGUUUCGCUGGGAAGAGAAAGUGUCCAGGAUACCGAUUUGCGUACGCCGAAGCAACAACGGCAUUGGCGAUCCUCUUCAGUCGCUUCAAAAUCAAGCUGGUGGACGACCAAGUUGUUUUGCCGUUAUAUCAACUCGUCACGACUUCGGCUGAUGAAAUUUGGAUUCAAGUUGAGGAGAGAAAGAAGAAGUAACUGUGUUCAGUUAAUUACGCCAGGUCAGAGUUUUUGGAUCCUUGUUCUACAUGUAUAAUGAACCGGCAUGGUCAUUAUCGGACAGACUGUGAUUUUCUACGCGUAUGAAUACUGAACUGCCUCAGUUGAGUUCUUGAAGUACUUCGAUGCUGGACAGCUGAUCAGAAAUUCAUUAGUACCCACGCCUUGUUCAGAGGACAGUACUCUUGACAUCAGAAAUCUCCCCAGAAUUCAUAAGAUGGUAAUGGGGUUUAUACUGGGUGCAUUCUUGUAGAAUAGGUCUUACUUUCUCUUUUUUGAGAUUGAAUAAGCUAUUUUAGUAUCUUAAUUAGAAAAGGUGCUUAACUUAGAUUUAUAUGCCCGUGCCAUGGUCUUCAAUUGAAGACAAAAUUAUUUCAUUUUGACACAAUAUUGCCCAUUCAUAACUGAUAUGCAUGUCACAUUCGAAGUUAAUCCGGCAAUUGGAAGAGAUAGCAGACAAUUUCAUACUACGCUGUAGCCCCUGCUAUCUGCCAAAACAACUAUAAAGGUAAUAAAAAUCAACCCUGUUGAACUAUUCAGGUGCAUGAGGCACCUAUUGGAGGUGGUGGUGGGUGGUGGAGAUCAACAGGCUUUUCAAGGGUCUUAUAAAUGCUGGCUCUUUCCAGCUCUUCAUCAUAGUAUUUGGUCGGUCAUGAAAUGAUAAAUGUUACAUAUAUUUAAAUUUGUUAUUGAACAUACUUAUAUAUAGCUUAUAUUGUAAUAAAAUAUAAUUAUAUAUGCUUGCGAAAUAAAAUCCCUCAGUCUUCUUUCAUUGCAUAUAAAGUGCAAUUGACCUCCUGUACUUUAUAUAUGUGGCCGUACAUACCCACCUGACCUCACAUCUGUACAUACCUUAUGAAGAUUAUGAAACAAUGCAGAUUAAGGAAGUACAUAAAAAGCAAGUUGCCUUGAGACAAGUUGGCUAACAUAAGCAACUACCGUAGCCAACAAUAGCCACUUUCAGUUAUUAUUGCUAUAAUACGGCAAUGCAUGUCUUGUACCCCUCAUCGGUGGUAUGGUGCAGUACAUUGCUGCAAGUAAAUCUAAAAUAUCAAAAUACUCAUAAGGUUAAGUUGUUAUACUGAAAUACUGUAAAUGAUAAAUAUAGGUUGCUAACAUUGGCUCAUAGUGAAAAAGAAUGAAAUAAGUACAGACAAAAAAUCAAGUUCCCUUGACAAAGUACAACAUGUCGCGGAACCUCGACAACUCAAUUGGUAAAGCAGUGGACCGGCAAUCCCAAGAUCCCCGUCAAGGCAACUCGAUUUUUCUGUACUAAUUUCAUUUAUUUACUAUCAAAUAUACUGUAAAACUAAAACGUUGCAAAAUAGCAUGCAGUUGAUGGGAAUUGCCUGCUGCCAUGACCGAGGCAAUUCUCGUACCGUCUCAGAAGCCAACAGCCUCAUUACCAGCAAUCCCCAACUUUAUUAUGCCGCUGCUAAAUGCAGGCGCUACGAUCGAGUUUGACACGUGACCCAAUUUAGCCAAUCAGAGCGUUCAUCGAAUAAUAAAAUAUAUUUUUAGUACA